AUGGAAAGGGUCAUUAUUGUUGACAGCUCAAGAACGAUUUCCACACAGGAAUGCUCAGGUCUGUUUUCCAACUGCGGGAAAAUAAUCAAAAUUAUCCCAUUUGAUUUGCCACCGAAGUGUCUUCGAGACUUCCCAGGAUUAUCGCACUAUUUCGUCCAGUUUGCAGAGAUCCGCGCUACAGGGCAAGCGCUGCAGACGUACCUCCCGAAGGACGUCAAGGUCGACCCUCUGGUCGAUGUGUCGGAGCUCGUACCACUUUAUUUAUCGCUUUCUGAAACUGCGGAUUCCCGCACAAAAGCUACAAGGAACAAGAGGUCCAAGAUUACAAAAUGUCAAGAUCGAGUAGCCAUCGUGCGUUGUCUUCCGAUAUACGAUAAAGACGAAGUUCGAUCUGCCUUGUCUACGUGUGGAGAAAUCACUAAAAUUCACGACGGUUCUCCUACUAAACCACGAAAGAGUACGAAGAAAUGCUUCUUCGUCGAGUUUACACGAGAGCAGGACGUGGACCGUGCUCGACAAGAACACUUUCCUGGAUUUGAGGUCGUUAGUCUCUCAAAGAAUACACAAUGGAUGAGCGCAUUCAAAAAGAGUGCAAAGGUCGGGCGUUGGGCUCUCUAG
This is a messenger RNA of Fomitiporia mediterranea MF3/22, 618 nucleotides long. RefSeq lists its product as uncharacterized. NCBI's taxonomy places the organism in Eukaryota, Fungi, Basidiomycota, Agaricomycetes, Hymenochaetales, Hymenochaetaceae. The record is from RefSeq and is a predicted model, not a curated record. Bases 1 to 618 code for a protein of 205 amino acids. The transcript has 3 exons. Gene Ontology annotation, molecular function: nucleic acid binding.